Psilocybe cubensis is the source of this 948-nucleotide messenger RNA. RefSeq lists its product as uncharacterized. The record is from RefSeq and is a predicted model, not a curated record. NCBI's taxonomy places the organism in Eukaryota, Fungi, Basidiomycota, Agaricomycetes, Agaricales, Agrocybaceae. Gene Ontology annotation, molecular function: protein binding. Bases 1 to 948 code for a protein of 315 amino acids. The transcript has 2 exons.
AUGGAUGCGUCCUCUACGUCGCGACCAAAGUCCAGGGCAGAAGUAUCAAUUGUUCGGCAUCCUGACUUCUACUUUUCGGAUGGAUCUGUGGUAAUAAUUGUUGAAAAAACCGCGUUUCGGGUUCAUCAGUCACUGCUGGCGCGACAUUCAGACGUCUUCAAAGGGAUGUGGGAGGUUCCUCAACCACAGAGAGCCGAUACAUACGAUGGGUGUCCUAGCGUUAUACUCCAGGAUUCUGUAAAUGACUUUGUAGACGUGAUGAAGGUGCUCUACGAUACCUUCCAUUUCGACAAAAUUAACCCUGAUACCUCACUAUCGCAUCUCAUCACGUUCAUCGCGGGUAUCCUGCGCAUCAGCACCAAAUACAACAUGUUGCAGCUGAGAAACAAGUGCAUCGACAUCAUCCAAGAAAAGUUUCCAUCAUCCUUGAAAGGGUGUGACGAGGUGCUGACGAGGGGAAUCAAAUACGUGCCAUCCGAGAUUGUACGCAUCAUUCCACUCGCUCGCGAGACGACAGUGCCCAAGGUUCUUCCCUGGGCGUUCUACCUCUGCGCACACAUAUCCGUCGACGAGAUUCUCGCCAAUAACGUGCUGUCGUGGCGAGACAAGGCAUUGUGUCUCGCGGGUAAGGAGCGGUUGUGGGAGCUGCAGAAGAAGGAAACACAUUUUUUCCUUUUGGACUUCAAGCAGGCGCCGACGUGUACAACUGGGUGCCAGACGCGUGUGAUGGUCCCUCGGCAGCUCAAGCUGAGCGAUAUCGAGAGUCUGCGGAUCAAUCCCCACCCGUUGGAGGAGUACACGGACUGGAAAUCGUUGAUGAUAUGUAUCAAAUGCCAGGCGAUGGUCGAGUCUCAACACAAAGAGGGCCGAGAAAAGGUUUGGCAGAAAUUGCCAACGCUGUUCCAUCUCGGAACAUGGGACGAUAUCAACAAGGAUCAGUCUUGCUGA